CGCGACACUGCGUGUGCCUCAAGCACAACUUCAACAGUCUCUGGUCUGGAGAUCAACAUCGCCAAGAGCAAGACUAGAGACAACGCUGGACUCGGCAGACUUUUCUAGCUCUCUUACCUCAGCACCUGGACAGCAAGGUAUCACCGCGACAGCAACAUGUCGGUGACCGAAGCUCAGGCGUCAUGGUGGCAGACGCUCACGCUGCGGUUCUUCAAUCCGCUGCUGCACCUCGGGGCCAAGCGAGCCCUCGAGCUUGAGGAUCUUGCGCCGCUGCGGGAAGAGAUGCGGACAGGAAGUGUGGUGGCGCGGCUGGAUGAGAGCUGGGCCGGCGAGGUGCCUGCGGGCCAGUUCGAGCACGCUCCGACGCCACGCAAGUCGCUGCUGCGGGCGCUGGUGGACGAGGCCAAGGUGCCGCUGAGCCGUGCGGGGCUACUGGGCUUAGUCUACGGCUUUGUGCCGUUUCUCGGCCCACUCUUUCUCUGGCUUCUCAUCCAAAACCUAAAGGAGGACUCGCCAUCGGUGUGGAUCGGCUUUGGCCUCGCUCUCGCCAUGGGCCUCUCGACGCUCACCAUGGCAGUGUCGUCGAACCACGCUUUCCGGCUUGGCCUCCACGGCGCGGUCACCAUCCAUGCGGCCGUCCUCGGGCUCAUCUACAACAAGGCGCUCGUGCUCUCCAACACCACCCGCCAGUCGCACUCGGUUGGCGCCAUCGUCAACAUGAUUGCAGUCGAUGCCACGUACAUCUUUGAGUUUGUCAUCCGCGGCACGGACGUUCUCGUCCUCCCGCUGCAGCUCAUCCUUGCGCUUGUUCUCCUCUUUAUCCUCCUCGGUCCGUCAGCGCUCGUCGGCCUCGCGGUCAUCCUCCUCGCCAUCCCGACGAUGGGCUUCAUCUCCAAGGCGAUCAAGAAGCACAUCCUGACCAAGCUCGUCCGCGGCGACACCCGCCUCAAGAUCACCAAGGACGCCAUCCAGGGCAUCCGCGCCAUCAAGGCCCACGCCUGGGAAGACGCAUUCACCGGCAAAAUCCAGGAGCUCCGCGCCGCCGAGCUCGACGCGCUGCAGAGUUUCUAUCUGGUCCAGUCGGGCCUCGUUGUCGUCAUCGCUGUCCUCACUCCGAUCAUUGCGCUCACCACGUUUUCGACGUACGCCGGCGCCGGCAACGCACUCACCGCCGAAACCGUUUUUGCCGCUCUCGCCAUUUUCCAGCUCAUUGCUCUGCCGAUUGUGCGGUUCCCCAUGCUCGCCUCUCGGGCUGUCUCGAUGUAUGUCGCCGUCGGCCGCAUCGACGCCUUCCUUCGCCUCCCGGAGCGGAUCCCGCUCGACCGCGCCUCUGACCGCCAGCUGGUUGUCAUGGCGUCGCCGUCAGGGAGGCCGUCGUACGAGUCGCGCGACGCGCCGCCGUCGGCACCGGCUGUCCGCAUCGUCGACGGCGAUUUUGCCUGGGAGGAGCGCAAGGCCAGCGCCGAGCCGGCCGAGGCCAAGAUCGUAUCUGCCGAUGUCGAGAGCGUGGCAAGUGCGAGCGAGAGCCCGACCACCACCCUCUCGGGUAUCAAUCUCACUGUCCCACACGGCUCUUUGACAGUGGUUGUUGGCCCGGUUGGCUGUGGCAAGUCGUCGCUCCUCGCCGCCAUGCUGGCAAACAUCUCGAUUGUCACCGGGUCGGUGGCGGUGACCGGGCGGCUGGCGUACGUGGCCCAGCAGCCGUGGAUCGCCAACGCUACUCUUCGCGACAACAUCGUGUUUGGGCUCGAGUUUGACGCGGUCCGGUACGAUGCGGCCGUCGCAGCCGCGGCGUUGCGGCCGGACCUUGACGUCCUUGCCGCUGGCGACCUGACCGAGAUCGGCGAGCGCGGCGUCAACUUGUCGGGCGGGCAGCGAGCACGGGUGGCGCUUGCCCGGGCCAUCUACCGCGACGCUGACGUCUACCUUUUGGACGACAUACUCUCUGCGGUCGAUGCCCACACCGGCGUUGCCAUUUUUCGCGACUGUAUCGUCGGCAGCCUGCGGACGCGGACGAGGGUGCUUGUCACUCACCAGCUAAGCCUCCUGCGCCACGCCGACCAGGUCGUCUUUAUGGGCGACGAUAAGCUCGGCACCAUUGCCGCCGUGGGCUCGUUUGACGAGCUGAUGGCGCAGAACCCGGCGUUUGCGGACAUGAUUGCGAGCCACGCGACGCAAGCCGGCAGCGAGAGCCCGGCCGCGGCCGCGGCCUCGAUGCUCUCGCUCGACUGGGGCUCGUCGUGGAGUGAGUCGCUCUGCGAUGGAGGCGUGGGCCACGCCAAGGCGCGGGCUCGCGCCGAGUCGAGCAUCGACAUGCCGCCGCCGGCCACCACCGCCGUCUACUCGGACUACGAGUACUACUCGGAGAGCGAGGGCGGGUACACCGACGAGAUCUCAAGCACCGCCGAGAGCGAGAGCUGGCAGGGAGGCGUAGGCAAGGUGAUGCGGGCCAAGGCGACGGCGUCGACGACAGCAUUCUACUCGCUCGACGACGAUGCCGAGGCCGGGCCGGCGCCAAGUCCGGCAGCCGGAACCAAGCUCAUGACCGACGAGGACCGAGUCGAGGGUGCGGUCUCAAGUGCGGUGUACAAGGAGUUUUUCUCCUUCAUCUCGCGCGGCCAUCUGGCGAUCAUCAUCGGCCUGUUUGUGGUCUCACUGGCGCUGCUGAUGAGCAGCUCAGUCUGGCUUGCACACUGGACGCAGGAAGACACAGCACGGGCGCGGCGUGGCGAGUCGGACCGGCGGAUUGGGUACUACGUCGCGGUGUAUGUGUCAAUUCUGGUCGGCGCGCUUGUCCUCACCAUUCUCCGCGAGACAGCGUUUGUCAAGGCGAUGAUGGCGACAGCGCUGGCGCUUCAUGCCAGGCUUGUCGACAACGUGCUGCACCUCACGGUGCGGUUCUACGACACGACGCCUGUGGGGCGGGUCAUCAACCGGUUUUCCAAAGACGUGGGCGUGGCGGAUACCAAGGUGCUGAUGAUGCUGCGGUUUGGGAUCAUGCUCACGGUCGGGCUCAGCGGGUACCUGGCGAUGGCGUCUGUGCUCACGUUUGGGGCACUGCCGGUGGUUAUGGUGCCUGUCGUGUGGGGCAUGAAACGGGUCUUUGGUCUCUACCGCAGCUCAGGGCGCGACCUCCAGCGGAUCGAGUCGAUUACCAACUCGCCGAUGCUGGCGCACUUUUCCGAGUCGUACACCGGCGCGGCCGAGCUGCAUGCGUUUGAGCGCCUGGAGCACUUUUCGACGAUCAACACUCAGCUUGUGGACAACCACCAUCGGGCGUACUACACCAACAAGCUCGCGACGCGAUGGCUUGAUCUGCGACUGGCCGGCGUUUCGGCGGGCCUCGUGGCAACAACGGUGGCGCUGGUUGUUGUCCUCCGGCCGCUACUCUCGCCGUCGUUUGCCGGCCUUGCGGUCCAGUCGAUGCUUGCGCUCUCGGGCGAGCUCAGCCUCAUUAUCAUGAUUGCUGCCGAGCUGGAGACGGCGAUGACGUCUGUUGAGCGGAUCCUGACAUAUGUGCACCUUGUCGACGCCGAAGACGUUGACGCGGCCGAGGUCGAGGUGCCGGAUGGAUGGCCGGCAGCGGACGGGCCAGCAACUGACGCGCCGGCGGCGAUUGCUUUUGACAACGUCUCGAUGCGGUACCGCGACGGACUGGAGCUUGCGCUCCGUAAGGUGUCGUUCUCGAUUCCACGCGGGGCGCGGGUGGGCGUGGUCGGGCGGUCCGGCUCGGGCAAGUCGUCGCUAGUCCAGGCGCUGCUUCGGUUCAUCCCACUUGCCGGUGGGCGGAUCAUGGUCGACGGACUCGACACGGCGCAGGUCUCGCUUCGGGCACUCCGGCAUAACGUGUUUCUCAUUCCGCAGGCUCCGGUGCUGUUUGAAGACAGCAUCCGUGCGAAUCUCGACCCGCUCGGGGUGUGCGACGAGGCGCGGCUGUGGAAGGUGCUGGAGCAGACGCGGAUGGCAGAGGCGGUCCGCAAGCUGCCGGACGGGCUGGAGACGGCGGUGGCGGCGGGCGGCGGUAACUUUUCGGUCGGCGAGCGGCAGUUGCUCUGCAUCGGGCGUGCGCUCAUUGCCGAGGUUGGCAUUCUGCUGCUCGACGAGGCGACGGCGUCGAUCGAUGCAGAGUCGGACGCGGUGAUGCAGUCGAUGCUGCGCGACCACUUUGCGGUAUCGGGCUGUACAGUCUUUACCAUUGCUCACCGGCUCAACACGCUUGACGACUCAGACUACGUGCUGGUCAUGGAUCAGGGGACGGUCGGCGAGUUCGGCCCGCCGGCCGAGCUCAAGGCGCGUAAGAACGGGCUCUACCGCGGUCUGCUUGACGAGUGGGCGGCGCAGAAGAAAAACGCGUAGCUACGACUCGUAGUCAUCGAUGGUGUAGCGGGUGGAGGCAUCGCAGUCGUAGCUGGACUCGCUGGAUGUCGACGCCGCCGCCGGAAUGAGGAUGCAGCCGCAGCAGGCGGCCAUGUGGGCGAGCCAGAACCGCGAAGCAA
Thecamonas trahens ATCC 50062 is the source of this 4496-nucleotide messenger RNA. RefSeq names its product multidrug resistance-associated protein 1. The transcript is spliced from 2 exons. NCBI's taxonomy places the organism in Eukaryota, Apusomonadida, Apusomonadidae. Gene Ontology annotation, biological process: transmembrane transport. The coding region runs from base 157 to 4356 and encodes 1399 amino acids. The record is from RefSeq and is a predicted model, not a curated record. Gene Ontology annotation, molecular function: ATP hydrolysis activity; ATP binding; ABC-type transporter activity. Gene Ontology annotation, cellular component: membrane.